Molecule: messenger RNA, 2531 nt
Organism: Morone saxatilis (striped sea-bass)
Lineage: Eukaryota; Metazoa; Chordata; Actinopteri; Moronidae
Product: ubiquitin-conjugating enzyme E2 R1-like
Exons: 6
Coding region: 140-856 (238 amino acids)
Biological process (GO): protein polyubiquitination; ubiquitin-dependent protein catabolic process
Molecular function (GO): ubiquitin conjugating enzyme activity
Source: RefSeq, a predicted model, not a curated record
ACACCGGGCGCCGCUGCCUGUGUUGAAGAGAGAGGGGGACUUCUUUGAGCAACAUUCUUCUUUACCAGGGCUUCUUUCAGGGCGAUAUCAACUACGUUUCUGAGCAUUAUCGAUAAUCUUGAAAGCUACCUAGUCCGUUAUGGCGCAACACGACCACUCUCAUGUAGCCAGCUCACAGAAAGCACUCAUGUUGGAAAUGAAGAGCCUCCAGGAGCAGCCUGUCGAGGGAUUCAAAAUAACACUGGUGGAUGAGGCUGACAUGUACAACUGGGAAGUGGCCAUUUUCGGACCCCCAAACACUCACUAUGAAGGGGGAUAUUUUAAGGCUCGGAUCAAGUUCCCCAUAGACUACCCAUACUCCCCACCUGCCUUCCGGUUCCUCACCAAGAUGUGGCACCCCAACAUCUACGAGAAUGGAGAUGUGUGCAUUUCUAUAUUGCACCCUCCGGUGGACGACCCACAGAGCGGAGAGCUGCCUUCAGAGAGAUGGAAUCCCACCCAGAAUGUCCGGACUAUUUUGCUUAGUGUGAUCUCGCUGCUGAAUGAACCCAACACCUUCUCUCCUGCCAACGUGGAUGCCUCCGUCAUGUACCGCAAAUGGAGGGACAGCAAGGGCAAGGACCGGGAAUACGUGGAGAUCAUCAGGAAACAGGUAUUGGCCACCAAGGCGGAAGCUGAGCGCGACGGCGUGAAGGUGCCCACCACGCUGGCCGAGUACUGCAUCCGCACACGCGCCCCGGCCCCCGACGAGGGCUCCGACCUCUUCUAUGACUAUUACUACGAUGACGACGACGUGGAGGACGGGGACGGCGACUGCUGCUACGAUGAGGACGACUCAGGCAACGAGGAGUCGUGACGGGCUUUUCAACAGCAUUCCCAAUCUAGCUGACGUGCUCUACCCCCUUUUUCUGUCUGGGUUGCCAGAUAUUCUAGGUCAACAACCCGAGAAAGAUUUGAAGCUUCCCACUUCUAAACCAAUGAAAAGAGCAGUUUUUUUCCUGAGCCUCUGAUUUCUCUGUCAGAGGUUUAAAGUCGAUGCACCGUUGUGGAAGGGUCAGACCUGGUAAGAUUUGCACCAGCACAAAAUUCACCAGUUUCUUCAGUUUUCAUCAACAGUUACAUUAUCACCUAAAACCUUACUUUGAGAGAAUAACUUCAACUAUUACUUAAUCCUACUGAGUUGUUCAGUCCCCUGUACAGUAUAUGGUAUCAUGGGGUUAGUGCCACUGUUAACAAUAGCAACAUUUGCACUGGUGCAAACACUUCCAAACUUUGCUAAGUCUCUCUCUUGCAUAUCUUUAUUUCCCUAAUUGUAACUGGAUGUUGCUCACCAGUAGUUGGUCUCAAUGACUGACAGAAGAUUGAGGACUUCAAGUAGCCGGGUUGUGUUGAGCAGUCUACUGCAAAUACGACUCAGACAUUUCCAAGUUUUAAAAUCUGUCUCGCUCCGAUAAGACGGGAUGUCACAGGACGAUGUCUUUCAAAGUUCUUGUGCAUGCCAGAACAUCUUCGAAGGUUUUUUUUUUUUGGUCUCUUUUACUGGUGGACUGUUUACCGACAUCAUGAUCUGCUUUCAGCUCGCUGAUGAGAGACUUGUGUCGAUGGAGAUCCCAGAGAACUUUGUAUCUGGAGGACUGGCUGGCAAGCUGAGUCAGUGGGUGAAAUCCUCGUGAACAUUUUUGGCACCAUGAAAUUGAUCUUUGCUGUGUUUCUUCUGGUUACUGUUGGAUGUGUUUUCUCUGUCAUUUUGAGUGUGGGGUUGUUGUUUGAAGUAGCUCAGAUUUAAGAGUCGUGUAGGAUGACCAAGUGUUUUCUAAUUACUGAUCAGAUUUGUAUCUCUCCUCAGGUUUUCUCUCUGAGAGGUCUGACGGAGCCAAAGAUCUAAAGCAGUGUAAAAGAAAGCCGAAAACAUUUUGACUGUUUGCUGUAUUCUUGUCUUUAUUUGCUCUCUUGUGAGCUUUGUUAUUUUAGCCUCUUUCUUUGGUUAGACCGGCAAUUUAGAAUGAUUAACGUGAUGAGAUUUUUAGGUUUGAUUGGCAAAAAAAAAAAAAAAAAAAAAGCUUCUGUAGGGGAAAAAAUGUCUGUCAAAAGGUGUUGUUGCAGUAUCAGUCAGGUUUUUCAACGUAUUUCAGCCCUGGAGGUGAAAGAGAACAAGGCCGCCAUGUUUUAUUUUCAUUUCUAUCCUUUGAGUCAGUGGAGAGUGGGAUGGGUUUUGAUAUGAUUUUCAGAGUGCAUGGGUGUCCUCUUUGUGUAUUUCUGCAUCAGCAAUAUUGAUUGUUUCAUUUACUCAAAUUGGCACUUCAUACUGAAUAUCUCAGGAUAAUGAAUUACAAUACGACAAAACCGUUAAGACAAGCAACUAUUUUCCUCUUUUAGGUGGUCUUCAGAGUUGCUUUACAGCUUUAACAGGAACCAUAACUGAUAUGCACAUGUAGCUGUAUGGAUGAUGACCUUAUUGUUCUAUUCACCUGUCUUUAUUUUUUAUUUCUGGCUAUUUAAAACUGAAAAAUAAAGAUUUAUUGGGAAAAAAA